ACAUACACAUAUACAUACACAUACACAUAUACAUACACAUACACAUACACAGUAUCAUAUGAUUUGAGUUGGUGAUGGCAAUGGACGUGGCUAAUAUUAUUGUAUUGUAUUGUUUUGUUCAUUUAAAAUUAAUCUGGUGAUGGUGUAUUUUUUUUAUUUCUUUCGGCACAUCGGGAGGGUGUGGCCCUUGACCAAAAUAAUUAAGUACUGUAAUUUUUAUUUAGUGGUUACUCCCGCCGCCCAUAAUUUAAAACAAAUAGCGCUUAAUUUUACUAUUGAUGGUUUGGUUUGCUGAUGGUCUGUCAGUACCAAAAAAAAUUGUGGUUUGUUGGACGAAGGAAUUUUUCAAUUCCAAUUUUAUAAAGACUCCCUAAAAUUUCCCAAUUGUAAAAAAAAUUAUAUUUAUAAUUCUUCUUAUUCUUCUUUUAUUAUUAUUCUUUGUUAAUCAAUUCAAUUAAUAACUCAAUUGAUAUUAAGAUAAUAAAAUCAUUAUAAUGGCCGUCACUAAAAUUUUCGCUCGUACUGUUUACGAUUCAAGAGGUAAUCCAACUGUUGAAGUUGAUUUACACACUGGUAAAGGUUUAUUCAGAGCCAUUGUUCCAUCUGGUGCUUCCACUGGUAUUCAUGAAGCUUUAGAAUUAAGAGAUGGUGAUAAAUCAAAAUGGUUAGGUAAAGGUGUCUUAAAAGCCGUUGCCAAUGUUAAUGAAAUCAUUGCUCCAGCUUUUGUUAAAGCUGAUAUUGAUGUUAAAGAUCAAACUAAAGUUGAUGAAUUCUUAAACUCUUUAGAUGGUACUCCAAACAAAUCUAAAUUAGGUGCCAAUGCUAUUUUAGGGGUUUCCUUAGCUGCCGCUAAAGCUGCUGCUGCUGAAAAAGGUGUUCCAUUAUAUAAACAUAUUGCUGAUAUUUCUGGUGCUAAACAAGAUAAAUUUGUUUUACCAGUUCCUUUCCAAAAUGUCUUAAAUGGUGGUUCUCAUGCUGGUGGUGCUUUAGCUUUCCAAGAAUUCAUGAUUGUCCCAACUCAUGCUCCAACUUUCUCUGAAGCUUUAAGAAUUGGUUCUGAAGUUUACCAUAACUUAAAGGCUAUCACCAAAAAAACUUACGGUCAAUCCGCUGGUAAUGUUGGUGAUGAAGGUGGUGUUGCCCCAGAUAUUGGUUCUCCAAAGGAAGCUUUAGAAUUAAUCACUGCUUCUAUUGCCAAAGCCGGUUACACUGGUCAAGUUGGUAUUGCUUUAGAUGUUGCUUCAUCUGAAUUUUAUAAGGAAGAAGAAAACAAAUAUGAUUUAGAUUUCAAAAAUCCAAACUCUGAUAAAUCUAAAUGGUUAACUGGUGAACAAUUAGCUUCUUUAUAUGAAGAAUUAAUUAAUGAAUAUCCAAUUGUUUCUAUUGAAGAUCCAUUUGCUGAAGAUGAUUGGGAUGCUUGGGUUCAUUUCUACUCUAAAGUUGGUUCUAAGAUUCAAAUUGUUGGUGAUGAUUUAACUGUCACUAACCCAAUUAGAAUUAAGACUGCCAUUGAAAAGAAGGCUGCCAAUGCUUUAUUAUUAAAGGUUAAUCAAAUUGGUACUUUAACCGAAUCCAUCAAUGCUGCUAACGACUCUUAUGCUGCUGGUUGGGGUGUUAUGGUUUCCCAUAGAUCUGGUGAAACUGAAGAUACCACCAUUGCUGAUUUAUCUGUUGGUUUAAGAGCUGGUCAAAUUAAGACAGGUGCUCCAGCCAGAUCCGAAAGAUUAGCUAAAUUAAAUCAAAUCUUAAGAAUUGAAGAAGAAUUAGGUGAUAAAGCUAUCUAUGCUGGUAAAGAUUUCCAAAAAUCUUCUACUAUCUAAGUUACUUGAUUGAUUUUCUUUACUUUUUUUUGCUUUCCCCUUUUUCUAUGGUAUUUGUGUUUGAUUCCGUUGAUAAUUGAUACAUUUAUUGUAUAGAUGUUUUCAUACAGGGAUUCAAAUUUUAUUUAAAAAAAAAAUAAGUAAUUCAAGUAGAUAACUUUUUCUUAAUAAUGAUUUAACAAUAUAAAAAAACUACGAUAAAAUGAAUUGAUUUAAUAAUAAUAAU
Scheffersomyces coipomensis is the source of this 2046-nucleotide messenger RNA. It is a transcript of the gene ENO1, whose product is annotated as phosphopyruvate hydratase. The transcript has a single exon. Gene Ontology annotation, cellular component: phosphopyruvate hydratase complex. NCBI's taxonomy places the organism in Eukaryota, Fungi, Ascomycota, Pichiomycetes, Serinales, Debaryomycetaceae. The record is from RefSeq and is a predicted model, not a curated record. Bases 495 to 1820 code for a protein of 441 amino acids. Gene Ontology annotation, biological process: glycolytic process. Gene Ontology annotation, molecular function: phosphopyruvate hydratase activity; magnesium ion binding.